This is a messenger RNA of Botrytis byssoidea, 1056 nucleotides long. RefSeq lists its product as uncharacterized. The transcript is spliced from 2 exons. The record is from RefSeq and is a predicted model, not a curated record. Gene Ontology annotation, cellular component: nucleus; cytoplasm. Bases 1 to 1056 code for a protein of 351 amino acids. NCBI's taxonomy places the organism in Eukaryota, Fungi, Ascomycota, Leotiomycetes, Helotiales, Sclerotiniaceae.
AUGGAGAAUACCCUUCCAGAUCAAACCACAACACCGACGGCCAAGAUGGAGCAAAAGGAGCUUCAUCAAAGUGCUCCCCGGCAUUUGAAAGAAGCAUUCAAGCUAUGUAAACAGACUACUUAUAGUGCCACAGAAGAUUCUCCUUCUAUCACUGGAAUGAUUGAUCUAGAAACCCUACCCAGAGAUGCGCGCAACAUAGCUUUCCAAGAUUUCAUGGGUGCUGCUCUUCUAAACGCCUCUCAAAAGAGAUGUUCGACCGGACCACUUGAUCAUGAGUUACCUUUGUCUAGAUCACAUCUAGAAGGCUCAUCGUAUGGUUCUGAAGUUAUACCUGGUCUCAUGGUUUUCCCAUCUCUCAUUCCCCAAGAGGUUCAGAAAGAGUUGAUCCGGCGUAUAGUACACCGCGAUCUUCUGGAUCCAAAGCACAUGACCAAUCUACAUGCCCAUUACGAUGUCAAAUUUCCACCUCGUGAAAUUGCUUCUGGGGAAUCAAUUGUUGCCAAGCCGAAGGAUCCAACAGUACACCCAAAAGCACUAAACUACUUGGAAGUCAUGACGAAAAAGUUACGCUGGAUCACUCUUGGGGGGCAAUAUGACUGGACAAACAAAGUAUAUCCGGAAGAGGAGCCACCAAAAUUUCCAAGUGAUAUUGCGAAUCUUGUUGAAGGACUUUUCCCUGAUAUGGAACCGCAAGCAGCCAUUGUCAAUUUUUAUUCUCCAAAAGACACUUUACAAUUACAUCGGGAUGGCGCAGAGAGUGUUGAUCGCGGCCUUGUUAGCAUCAGUCUUGGUUGUGAUUGCAUCUUCAUGAUCGCCUUGGACAAUCCCAAAUCUGAAAACGAUUAUUUAGUUCUUCGUCUCAGGUCUGGCGAUGUACUUUAUAUGCAGAAGGAUUCCCGAUUUGCUUGGCAUGGAGUUCCAAAGAUAAUUCCCGGCACGUGCCCAGAUUAUCUCGCAGACCUCGAAUUGGAUAUAAAAAAGUUCCCACAUUUCAUGACGGAUAAGAGAAUCAAUUUGAAUGUGCGACAAGUACGAGAGCGAAAGUCGGACCGUUGA